UCUCUGGGACACUUUUCAAAAUUUAUAUGUAAUCACAGUGGUUCCCGCGAAAAGUAAGUGCUCUAACCUUGUCCACCUGACUUGCGAUAUGUUAUUUUGGUUGACAAAAUUAAAGCGUCAAUGAUUUUAUAUCAAAUUUUAUAUCUCUAUUUUGUACUCCUCGGACUAUAAAACUGAAUAUUAACGAAAUGGUUUGUUUUAGUGAGAUAAGAUUGGCCACUCAAUGUACAAGAAAACUAAAUACGACCAUACUACUGAGUGUAUUUGAUAAGUUUUGAUAAAAAAAGUCAAUACAUUUAGAUAUAAUUAUUAACACAUGUAUUUGAAGGUCUAGUUGCUGUAAAAUAACUGUUAUAUAUAUUUCAUGGGAAUAAUAUAUGAAAAGAAUAAUGGAGACAAAUAUAAGCAACGUAUUUAACAAACUUAAACAUGUUAAAGCGAAUAAGUCGACAGUAAUGUUCCGGUAUGAUCAGGAUAAAUACCGGUGUGGUUGUAUUUUAGGGCGAAGAUUUGACGAUGCAGUUCUAAAGGCAGCUGACGAUGAAGGGGAAGAAAUUUGUACUUGUAACGUUCAGAAUGAAACAGUUACAAAAUACUACGAAAUGAAAAAUGACUGUGCUAAAUGUAAAUUUGCGUGCAAAAAUGUAGAGCUAUCGGAAGAAGAAAACUUGCAGCUCAAGCAAUAUCUUUUAGAUUUGUCAAAUUAUAAGAGCUGUCUAAUAUUUAAUACAGAUGCCGCACUGUCCCCGUCUAUUUCGCAAGAAGAAGAAGAUAAAAUAGUAACUUGUUGUAAAAUGGAAAGUAAAUGCCUCAGACUAAUGGCUUAUAUUGAAUGUUAUUCUGGAAAAGCAAUUGACAAGGAAUUUCUGGAUGAAUUAAAGAAAUCAAGAAAUACUCUAAACAAAGAUCUCUCCAGCUUCAUUCCUGGUGAAUAUAGACAGUGGAAAGAUAUAAAAUUUGAAGCAAUGAACUUAUGUGUAUGUGGAAACAAGAGAAAGCCACAACAUAACGUCGCUUUACUAGACACCGCUAGAACGGAUAUUUCUAAGGAGUUCGUUUCCAAAUUGAGUGGCUUUCUUUGUGAAUCUGACAUUAAUGUCCACACAAUUAAUGAGGAUCAUCAGAAUGAGUACAACUCCUACCCGUUGAUAGUUGUUUGUUUAAAUGAUAGCAGAUUAUUAACGGAUAUUGAUAACUCUCUUGAAAAAGUACAACGUGAAGACAUGGGCCGAGUUGCUUUAAUUACCUUGCAUAUAAAGGUGGAUGAUUAUUCGGAGCCUGGUGAUUCUGAUAGAGCUUUAAAAUCGCAAGACAAGAAAAGAAACAGACAACUGGGUUUGAUAACUGAUUGGUUCUACAAAACGGAAAAUAAAGAGAAAAAUAAUAGCACAAAAGAAGAAAUAAUAACAUUUAUCAAAAGAAAAAGAUAAUGAACAGUAAACAACUCUUAAUGUUAUAUGAAGGAGUAUGUAUAUAUGUAUCAUUGACUAUGAUAAAUAUUGAUACCAAUAUAUUAAACUGGUCAAAUUAGAAAUAAAUAGAUUAGUGAAACAAUUAGUGCAAGGAAAGAAACCAACUUAUGGCCAAAUUGACAGCUUGUAAAAAACAAUUAGCUAUUCAUAGAAAUACAUAUAUCAAUGAUAUAAUAUAUCUUAAACUGUAUUUGCAUCAUAUCCAUUUAUUAUGCUUUACACAAUUUGCUACAUGUAUCUAAAAUUGUAUGUCCCACAUGGUUCCUCAUGGUUAUUAUUGAAAAAAAAAUGCUUUAAGGUUAAGCAACUAAACGAUUAACGAAAAGAUAAAGUUGUACAUUACAUUUCGAUUGUGUAUCUUUCUUUGUCAGAAACAAGCCGCAAGACCAAUGCUUAACAAAGCCUGCAACAAUUUCAAUUUUGUUGUGUUGGACUGUCUUUAGGGAUUCUGUUUUUCUCUAUUUUUUUACUUAAUCUAGAAACAGA
Messenger RNA from Ruditapes philippinarum (Manila clam), 1958 nucleotides. RefSeq lists its product as uncharacterized. Bases 378 to 1430 code for a protein of 350 amino acids. The record is from RefSeq and is a predicted model, not a curated record. Lineage: Eukaryota; Metazoa; Mollusca; Bivalvia; Venerida; Veneridae. The transcript is spliced from 4 exons.